Larimichthys crocea (large yellow croaker) is the source of this 1060-nucleotide messenger RNA. It is a transcript of the gene rec114, whose product is annotated as REC114 meiotic recombination protein. The record is from RefSeq and is a predicted model, not a curated record. The transcript is spliced from 8 exons. Lineage: Eukaryota; Metazoa; Chordata; Actinopteri; Sciaenidae. The coding region runs from base 150 to 821 and encodes 223 amino acids.
ACAUAUUAGUCCCUCUCAAGGUCAAGCCAGAGGAACUCGGUGGACUAACCUGAAUUCACUUAAAGUUAAAGACACUUAAAGUUAAGUUAGCACGUCAGGUGUUAGUUUCCUAGAAAAGAAAAAUAUCCACAAGGAGCUUGAAACUGGACAUGGCCAGCAGGCAGACAUGGAGGUUAAAGAGACACGGCCGCUUCGUGCCGGGCUCUGCAGAGACAGGAGGAGCUCCUUGGAAGGUAUUUGAGGCAAAUGGCAAUAAACCGGAUAUUGUCCUCACAAUUGUGGAACCUGGAUACUUGCUGGUAUUACAAGAACAGGAAAGCUUGGAUACAAUCCCUUUGCUGUGUGGCUCUGAUUCUGUCAAAGUACACCAGAAAUCUGAUAACCUUAUGUUUCGAUUUACUGUGAAGGGAGAGAGCCACAUGAUUAGGAUGCAGUUUUAUGGAAGGAGCAGGGCAGAGGCUAUAAAGGAGUGUUCAAGUGCUGUGGAAAAACUGAUGGAGUACAUGCCUGUCACCACUCAGGAUGACACCCCGCUGCUUCCUAAUCAGUCCCCCACAGAAAUCUCUGCACCAGUGCUACAGACUGGGCAGGGGAAGGACAUGGGAGUUGAGCCUGACCUUGUCCAAGGAACGUUGUCAAUCAAGCGUCUCAUCCAGCACCUCUUGGGAGAGACUGCUGUGACUCUACCUCGAGCAUAUCGCCACUGUUCGUUGGCACAAGGUGACUUGGAGCCCUUCCUGCGAAUUUGUCUGCUGGAUCCCAGCUUUCAUGCAUUUGUGGAGAAGGUGGAGGGGGAGCUGAGGAAACUGCUUGAAGAGUAAAUCUCAACAACAGCUGAAGGCAGAAAGGUCAAGUCCAUUUCCACCCCAACACACAUGGAUACAUUGUAUUGAAACAGGAGUCAUGCAGCUACAGCAGUGAAUUUUGCUAUGCCAGCUUCCAAGUGAUCCCACAAUAUUAAAGCUUCACUGAGUAAAACAAACUGCCCUCCAUAUAUCUAUUUAAGAAUACAUAUUGCAUAGGAUUAUAGCCAUGCUAUACAGUUAAAGAGAGAGAAAAA